AUGGACCGCGCGCGCUUCUCGCCGUCGCCGGAGCACCCGCACCGUGGGCCGCUCCAAGGAGGACCCCGCGAAACCACAGAGGCCCCGCCAGCGGAGGCCUUAAACGAACCAGAGACUUCGCGGCCCGCGCCGCGCACUCUCGCCUCCAUCCCGGAGAGCGAACCCUUGAUCAACUGCGUCAGUGCUAUCAGUGAUGUGCGGAAGACCAACGGGCGCCCUCUACACGUACAAUUCGACACGCAGUCGCCUCCUGCAAAUGUGUCAGUGUCGGGUUCAAGUUCGAGCUCGAGCUCCGAUGAUGAAGAGUUGUCGAUCACCGAAGCCCGACCACCCGAUGGCGGGUGGGGCUGGGUCGUUGUUUUCGCCUCAUUCAUGGUCAAUCUUAUCGCUGACGGAAUCACGUUCAGCUUUGGCGUCUUCUAUCCGCACUUUUUGGAGUAUUUCGGCGAGGGGAAAGGCAAGACCGCCUGGAUUGCGGGAAUCUUCAUGGCGAUGCCUCUCCUCUCCGGCCCGAUCGCUAGUUUCUUGACAGACAGAUAUGGUUGUCGUCGUAUGACCAUUUUCGGAGCUAUUUUAGCGUCCAUUGGAUUUGUGAUUUCGGCGUUCGUCGAUAAUGUGGAAACGCUGUUCCUUACAUUCGGCAUCAUGGCCGGGUUCGGAUUAAGUUUGUGCUACGUGGCGGCCGUGGUUAUCGUCGCCUACUAUUUUGAUACGAAACGCUCCUUGGCGACUGGAAUAUCCGUUUGCGGAAGUGGAAUUGGAACGUUUAUUUUCGCGCCAUUGACAUACGUGUUGCUUGACGAGUACGGGUGGCGCGGUACUACAUUGAUACUCGCAGGAUUUUUCCUAAACAUGGCAGUAUGCGGCUUGUUGUUCAGAGAUUUGCCUUGGACGACCACAAUGAACGAAGAGAGAGCCAAGGAGAGGAAACGAAGGAGGGAGAAAAAACGGAACAAGCGUUUAGCAGCAUCGGCUGAUAGCAUUUCAGAUAGUAAAAGUAGCCCAGCAGGCUCAAUGAAAGUAGCCGACUCAGGCGAUAUAGAAACAGUUUCGUCGCCGAUCGUGCCGCAGUUUAGUUCUUUAGUGGACCUACCCACGUUCAUGACUGGCGGUGAAGGUGUGUCACUCGAAGUGUUCGAGCUCAUGUCUAACAAGGGUCGAGCGUACGCUAUCAUGGCGCAGAACUACCCGGGCGUGAUGUUGCCUUCGAGAAGUUUUAGUGAUAGUGGACGGUUGCACGAACAGUCUCCCCCCAGGGCGCUGAUGUCUCCUGGGACGGCUUCGCCAAGUGCUCAGUCGCCCUCGUCGCCUCCACAAACAAUUGACAACAGUAAUUCAACAGCUCCCCUUAGUGACAAAACGUCCACAUCGCUCUGGCUAAGACGCCAUGCCAGCGGUUCUAAGAAACCUCCAGCGUUUUUGAAAGAUUUGAGGAUACAUCGGCAUUCCUUAACAUAUAGAGGCGCCAUGUUGAAUAUAAACCGCUACAGACUACGUGCCUCUUCGUGUCCUAACAUCUUCCGGAACUCGAUGACUACCAUUGCCAAAGAAAAGGUGCAGUGGUAUGCGGGUCUGUGGGAUUUCUGGGACUUAGUGGUGGACGUGCUCGACUUCUCCCACUUCAAGAAUCCCGCGUUCCUCGUGUUCGCCGUGUCCAACUUCCUGCUGUACAUGUGGUACGACGUACCGUACGUGUACAUCGCUGAUAACGGCAUGACCAUGGGCUUCAACGAGUCGCAGGCGUCCAUGCUCAUCUCCAUCAUCGGUAUUCUGAAUAUGUUUGGCGAGAUACUCCUCGGUUGGGUCGGCGAUUGGGAAUGCGUGAACCCGAGCCUGGUUUACGCGGGAUGUAUGCUUCUAUGCGGCAUAGUGACGUUACUAAUGCCUCUGUUGAAGACAUAUUUGGGCCUAGCGGUGGCCUCUGGAGGAUUUGGAGCUUUCAUAGCCGCUAACUAUUCUCUAACUAGUAUUAUAUUAGUGGAACAGAUCACGCUGGAGAAGUUUACCAAUGCGUAUGGAUUGUUGUUGCUGAUGCAAGGCUUGGCCAAUUUAGUAGGACCUCCACUAGCAGGUUGGAUCUACGACAUAACGGACUCGUACGAUUUGUCUUUCUAUUUGGCCGGUGUAUUCAUCGGAGUAUCCGGCCUGGUUAUGCUCAUAUUGCCUAUAUACGGCAGGGCUCGCAAGUAUAAUGAUAUGCGCAAGGGCCGAGCCUCAACAUCCACCAGCAGCGAGGACCCCAAGAUCGGGAACGGAGAGCUCAAGCAUAACGGGAAACUGGUCGUCUAG
Parnassius mnemosyne (clouded apollo) is the source of this 2289-nucleotide messenger RNA. The record is from the annotation of a GenBank genome assembly. Lineage: Eukaryota; Metazoa; Arthropoda; Insecta; Lepidoptera; Papilionidae.